Vigna angularis (adzuki bean) is the source of this 3577-nucleotide messenger RNA. RefSeq names its product phosphoglycerate mutase-like protein AT74. The transcript is spliced from 3 exons. Bases 146 to 1009 code for a protein of 287 amino acids. The record is from RefSeq and is a predicted model, not a curated record. NCBI's taxonomy places the organism in Eukaryota, Viridiplantae, Streptophyta, Magnoliopsida, Fabales, Fabaceae. Gene Ontology annotation, molecular function: phosphatase activity.
AUAAAAGCAAUUAAAUUCUGAUAUUUACAAAACUAGUAACAGUAUUUGAUUUUCAAAAUCCGUUGCAGAAAGAAAGGGCGUGUCUGUUCAAAUUCUGAAGUAGUUAGAACAUUGUAAAUUUGAAAUUGAGGGAGAAAAGAAAAAUAUGAAGGGAGUGCUGCCGAAGAGAAUAAUUCUGAUGAGGCAUGGGGAGUCGCAGGGGAACCGAGACAUGGCGGCGUACACCACAACUCCCGACCACAGCAUUCAUUUAACCGCGCAGGGUGUCGGACAGGCGCGUCAAGCUGGCGUCCGCCUCCGCCGAGUGAUUGGCGGGGACGGCUGCUCAUCGGACUGGCGAGUGCAGUUCUACGUGUCGCCGUACGCACGCACGCGAUCGACGCUGCGCGAGGUAGGUCGGUGUUUCUCGAAGAAGAGGAUAAUUGGCGUGAGGGAAGAGUCGCGGAUUCGGGAGCAGGACUUCGGGAACUUUCAGGAGGAAGAGAGGAUGAAGGUGAUAAAAGAAGCCCGCGAACGGUUCGGGAGGUUCUUCUAUCGCUUCCCCGAGGGAGAGUCCGCCGCCGACGUUUUCGAUCGCGUUUCAAGUUUCUUUGAAUCUCUGUGGAGGGACAUAGACAUGAACAGGCUUCGUCACGAUCCUUCCAAUGAUUUGAAUUUCGUAAUUGUUUCUCACGGGCUGACAUCGCGUAUUUUCCUUAUGAAGUGGUUCAAGUGGACGGUUGAGCAGUUUGAGGUCCUAAACAAUUUCGGGAACUGCGAGUUCCGUGUUAUGGAGCUAGGAAAUGGUGGUGAAUACAGCUUAGCUGUUCAUCAUACAGAAGAAGAAAUGCUGGAAUGGGGACUCUCUCCUGAGAUGAUAGCUGACCAAAAAUGGCGCGCCACGGCGUCCAGGGGUGACUGGAAUGAUCAGUGUCCCUGGUACCUUGGGGAGUUUUUUGAUCAUCUUACUGACUCUGAUGAUGAUGAUGAUGCUCCUGUGGAAAAUGAAGAUCAGGAAGCGCCUAAGUGAUCAUUGAGGUUAGAUAUUCAAAUCUAUCCAAUCAGUUUUUGUAAGAGAGUAAAUUAGUUUAUGCUCUUUUCUCUAGUUUCAUGUUUUCUAAUGCAUGUGAUGUUGGCUCUAUCGCAUGUGUCGUUUGAGUCUUCUAUUAGUUUCUUUGUUGAUUAGUGGUUCUAACGACAUAUCCUGGUGUUUUGUGGAGAAGAUAGAGUUCCUUGAGCUGAAGGAGUUGUUUUAGGUUACAUAGAGUCGUUUGAGCUUCUAACAGGUAAGGGAAGUUAAAUAUCUCGUUUCUAAAGUUUUAGUAACUUGAUAAUCUGAUUUGGUGUGUUGGAAUUGUAUGGAACCAUUGUUGAAAUCUGUUUUGAGUUCUAUGAUAUUGUGUGACAUGUUGAAUUGAUAGUUUGAUAUGGUGAAUUCUUGUUAUAGAUAGCUUGCUAAUUGUAACUAGUUUUUUAUAAGCUGAGAAUGAUAGAAAUUUGUGUUUGAUUGGUCAUUUUGCUGCUGAACUUUGGUUUAGUAAUAGGUUGAGUGCUGGUUGGAAAUUGGUCUAGAAUUGGCAGUUUGACAGGUGAAAUUCUGAGAAUCGUUUAUUGAAUGAGCUUGAUGUUAAAAGUCUAAGUUUGUGCCAUUUAGGACUUGGUUAGCUUUGCAUAUUGCUGGAAAUUGGUCAUUUGGUAUGUUGUUUGGGUUUUUGGUUGUUAUUGGUCUGAUAUGAUGGAUUGAGUUGCUGACCAAUUGAGCAAAUUGGUAUUCAAUAUGAUGUUUAAACAUGUUUUUUAAUCAAUCAAGUGUCUACAAUACCAAUUAGGUCAUUUGGAUAGGUCUUGAGUGUAAUCAGAUCAAGAAUCAAAGUUUCUGGUUUCUAGUGUGAUGUUGAGUGGCACCGUGUAGGCUAAGCUCUACAAAGUCAGAGAGUCUCUAAGCUCUAGGGCGUUGAGCGUUGCGAAGUUAGAGGGCUCCUGUGUUAUGUGGCACUGAGCGGUGCUUUUGGAUGUUGGGUGCCACUUUGUCCUUGUAGGUUUGGACUCUUUUUCUCCUUAUGCAAGGCAAGAGGUUGGCUCGCUAGGCAAGAGGUCUUGCUCAUUGGGCACCAGUUCUGGUUUUUUUAUGUUUUUUUCUUAUUCUUGUUUGGUUUGAUCUGGUUUAUAUAGAUUCAAUGUCUAUUGUAUGGAAUUAUGGAUGUUUUGUAGUUUGUAAACAUGGUUAUAUGUAUGGUUAAAGAAUGUUGUGAAAGAAAUUCCAAGGAGGAUGUUCUUGUGGUUGUUUCAGGUAGUGUAUGAAUUGAUGUAGAGAUUUUGUAGGAGGGUUAUCUUGGCAUUCCAAUAACCAUCCAAUCUCAAGUAGAGAAUGGUGGGUUAUGUGGUGAGGGAUAACAAGAGGUCUUAAUCUAUGGUUUUAUUCCUUUGCCAUAAGUAGUUGACAGAUUAACCUUAUGUGAUAGCUUGGGUGCGAAAAUUGUUUCAUCACUACAAGUGCAAAACUCACCAAAGUUCGACAUUAAUAAAUUUAUCUGGAUAGUCAACUCUAGAAUGUAAGCUGAUAUGCUUUCAUUUAUUUGUGUUGAUGUGUUUGGUAUGCAUGUUUCAGUUAUAUGUAUGCUCUUUGGUAAAUUAGUUUACCCUUCUAUUUGUGUCUGUUGGUUUGUUUCUUUUCUCUUUUGCAAUAAUCACUUAAAUGGUGUGAGUAGAGAAUGAUGUUUUUGUUGAGCAGGAGCUGGAGGGUGAUGGGUGAUGGUAUAGAUGUAUAGACAGUAGGAGUGGUUUAUGUGUACAGUUGAUGUUUUGUAAAACUCUAGUUAAGCCUUAAGUUUUUGCAUAGAAACUCUUAGUGUUUAAAUGUCGUUGUAUAUAAAGUUUGUUGUUAUGGUUAUGAGUGGAUAACUAUAAUGAUAUUUUAUAUGUUUUCUAUUAAGUUAACUGUUCUUGCUUAUUAAAUAUGUGAGACUUCCAUAGUAGUGUUAAAACUAUUAAAAAUGGGAUAUUACAAUCACACAAAGCUAUUAUAGAUUAAAUCCAUUUACACUAUCCUUUUAAUUGUACAUAAAUGCACAACUUCAAAUAAGAGGAUAGCCUGAAAUCCAUCUAGCCAUCAACUCUCUAGCUGGCUAUUUUAGAGAACAAGAUCCAAAUGAGGCUCAUGCACUUACAUCUAGCAUAUCCAGGUUUUAAAAUGGAGGCUUCUCGGGUGGUCUGUUAAGUGAAAUGCUAAUAUGCUUUGAAUCUUAUGAAAAUACUCUAAAUUUAUAAACAAUCAAAAUCUUUUUAAUGACUUAGCUUAACUGUAGCCAUAAACUACAUGUCUUAGUUUCCCCACACCAUGUCAUUGAAGAUAGGAAAACCUCGUUUGAAGAACCCAUUUACCUCAAUUGGUAUUUUUUUUUCAUAGAAAGGAAACAUGAUAAUGAAUUCUUAAAAUCAACAGUUCCAUAACUAAAGACUGAAGCCCAAAAGAUAUAGAAAACAUUCAUACAAAAAAGAACACCCCAUAAAUUUUAUCUAUUGUAUAUUUUGGAUAAAACACAUGUAGCAUAUACUAUGUCCCAUGAAGAAUAGCAGAAACACUUGUGCGUCAUAAAAA